GUUAAAUCUAUUGAUAUAUUCAUGUUUGCUUGCAAUUCAUGUGAUUUUUCAAUACAAUGUGUUUUGUGUUGACAACACAAUUGUGUCCAUAAUAUAUAGAUAAGUGUGUGAAAUGUGCCUAAAAAUAGCGGUGAAUAACAGUAAGCCUUUGAUGCGAGAGAUUAGACUAAAUGUUGUCAUGAAUUGUAUGGAGUAUUGAGUGGUUUUGUUAUAACAAUAGCAGCGAUCACUCACUCACUCAACACAUUGUCUUUUGCCUCACAAUUCAAACUAUAUAUCAAUUUGUAUUUUGUGUCUCAGAUCGCAUGAAUGUAAUCACAGAAUAAGAGAUGUCUACACACGUGAUAAUUGUGUUAUUAGUGGUGAUGAACUUAAGACAUUUAACUGAAUCGCGAGUGACUUUAGCCGAGAAACUGCCGCAAGAGUACAGUGCACUCACUGCCGGCAUAUCUGGCGAUAUGUCAUCGAAAUUAAACUCAAGAACUAUUCACACAAGAAGUUUCACACAAAACACCAGCACUUAUGCCAUGGAAGAGAGUGUGAGACAAUUGAGACAAUACUUCGGCGACCCCUCGCACAGGGAGGCGCCCACCUAUCAGUGCCAAUACAUGGUCUCCUACUUCGGUCUAAUACUGUUUGAGUUCAUCAAAUGUAUUCUCAUUAACGAGAUUCCGGGCAAUAUUUGUUUGGGUUGUCCUCAACAGUACACGGAUCUGAUCAGCGCUCACGAGGACCUCACCAAUGGGUCCGUUAGUAACUGUUCCGACGGCUUCAUCAACAAAGACAAACUCAAUCUGAUUCACAGCCUCUACAGCAGUGGUAUAUAUCAGUGGACUGAUGGCAACUGCGAUAACUGUUUCGGUGGUAAAGACGAGUACCAGAAUCUGGUCGUUCAUAACGACACUCAAUACUACUUCCAAUUAACUGAAGACCAUAUGCUAUGUCUGAACGGAUCCUUCGCACACAAUGACUCUUGUGUUGAAUGUAAGGAAUCGUUUCAAACUGUCAACGAUUACUACGAUUUGAUGGCAAAUAACUACUCAGACGGUGUGUGCAAUGAUAUCAUCGCAUCGAUGAAAGACAUUCGGAAGCAUUGGAGCGAAACCCUCGACUGUCCCACUGAUUUCAAGUCGGGUCUCUACUUAGACAUUCGGAAGCAUUGGAGCGAAACCCUCGACUGUCCCACAGAUUUCAAGUCGGGUCUCUACUUAGGUUUGGUCGUCAUAUCAGUCGCUGUUUUGCCGCUUAUUCUAUACUUAACCGGAAGACUCUUUUGUGUGGAUAAAAGUAAAACUUUAAUGAAACAGAAAAGGUUAUCGUCUUAUCAUUUGGGAAGUUCCGAAAGCGAACCACUCAUUCGCUGAUCGGAUCAGACUUAAGGACUCUUUCGUUAAUUUUUAUACAAAUUAUAAGUGAUAUAAACCAAACAUUUCAUUCAUCGUACGAUUAGUUAUAACUUAUAAGUCAUAAAAACAUAUUUAAAAUGAAAGUAAAUAUUUGGAAAUGUUGUGAAAAUUUAACACUCCUUUCCAGUGGUGAGUAAAGACAACGCCUUCUGUAAUUCAGUGAUCGCCGUCGGUAUGUCUUCGUAUUGAAGAGCACUUCCAGCAAAUUUGCAAUACUUUUGCGCCGU
Molecule: messenger RNA, 1633 nt
Organism: Oppiella nova
Lineage: Eukaryota; Metazoa; Arthropoda; Arachnida; Sarcoptiformes; Oppiidae
Source: the annotation of a GenBank genome assembly